Jaculus jaculus (lesser Egyptian jerboa) is the source of this 2717-nucleotide messenger RNA. RefSeq names its product ADAM metallopeptidase domain 33 (gene Adam33). Gene Ontology annotation, biological process: proteolysis. The record is from RefSeq and is a predicted model, not a curated record. Gene Ontology annotation, molecular function: metalloendopeptidase activity. Lineage: Eukaryota; Metazoa; Chordata; Mammalia; Rodentia; Dipodidae.
AUUCUCCUAGCCAUGGGCCGGGGGUCCCGGAGAACUCGGGGGUUGCCGCUGCCGCUGCUACUGCUGCUGCUGCUUCCCUCGUGGCGGGUGUGGGGCGCUCGGGGCCAUGCAGGAAAUGUCCCUGGAGAGACAGUUACCCCCCACUGGGUCCUGGAUGGCCGACCCUGGCUCAAGGUCACUCUGGAGGUAUCAAGGCUAGAUGUGGGGCUGGUGGCCAUGGCAGCAGAAGGCCAGGAUCUCCUGCUUGAGCUGGAGAAGAACCACAGGCUGCUGGCCGCAGGAUACACAGAAACCCACUACGGCCCAGAUGGGAAGCCAGUGGUGCUAGUCCCCAACCACACGGAUCAUUGCCACUACCAUGGGAAGGCAAGGGGCUUCCAAGACUCCUGGGUAGUCCUCAACACCUGCUCUGGGAUGAGUGGCCUGAUUACCUUCAGCAGAAAUACCAGCUAUUACCUUCAUCCCUGGCCACCUAGGGACGCUGAGGGCUUCUCAACUCCCAAGAUCUUCCGGAUGGCCCAACUGCUCACCUGGAAAGGGGCCUGUGGCAACAAGGAUGCUGGGGACAAAAGGGUCAUGGCCAGUGCUCAUGGCCCACAGAGCAGGGUGAGGCGACAGGCCCGAAGUAGUCCUAGAUACCUGGAGCUGUAUUUAGUGGCUGACAACACCCUAUUCGUGAAGCAGCAUCAGAACUUGAACCACACCAAACAGCGUCUCCUGGAGAUUGUAAAUUGUGUGGACCAGAUUCUCAGGACUCUGGACAUUCAAGUGGUGCUGACGGGCCUGGAAGUGUGGACAGAGCGAGACCACAGCCUUGUCACAGAAGACGCCAACGCCACCCUCUGGGCCUUCCUGCAGUGGCGCAGGGAGCUGCUGGCACGAAGGCCACACGACUCUGCGCAACUGCUCACGGGCCGCGCGUUUCGGGGCACCACGGUGGGCCUGGCGCCUGUUGAAGGCAUGUGCUGUGAGGAGAGCUCGGGAGGUGUGAGCGUGGACCACUCGGAGCUCCCCAUUGGUGCGGCAGCCACGAUGGCCCACGAAAUAGGCCAUAGCCUAGGCCUGGGCCACGACCUGGAAGGCUGUUGCGCGGAAGCCUUGGCAGAAGAGGGCGGCUGCGUCAUGGCAGCGGCCAGCGGGCACCCGUUCCCACGCGUGUUCAGCUCCUGCAGCCGCCGCCAGCUGCGCGCUUUCUUCCGCAAGGGGGGCGGCGCCUGUCUCGCCGCCGCCGGGGACCCCGGGCUCCUCGCGCCCCCCGCCCACUGCGGAAAUGGCUUUCUGGAGGCCGGCGAAGAGUGCGACUGCGGUUCUCGCCAGAAGUGCCCGGAGCCCUGCUGCUUGGAGCACAACUGCUCGCUGCGCGCGGGGGCCCAGUGUGCCCACGGGGACUGCUGUGCGCGCUGCCGGUUAAAGCCUGCAGGCACGCCGUGUCGACGGGCUGCAAGUGAGUGUGACCUCCCGGAGUUCUGCACUGGCACCUCUCCUCAUUGUCCCCCAGACAUUUACCUACUGGAUGGCUCACCCUGUGCCAAGGGCCGCGGGUACUGCCAAGAUGGUGCAUGUCCCACGCUGGAACAGCAGUGUCAGCAGCUCUGGGGACCUGAAUCUGAGCCUGCCCCUGAGGCCUGUUUCCAGGUGUUGAACUCUGUGGGGGACGCACGGGGAAACUGUGGCCAGGACAGCAAGGGCCGCUUCUUGCCUUGUGCACAGAGGGAUGUUCAGUGUGGGAAAUUGCAGUGCCAAGGUGGAGAGCCCAAUCCACUUGUGCUGCACACGGUGCCUGUGGAUUCCACAGUUGUCCUAGAGGGCUGCGACGUGGCUUGCCGGGGAGCUUUGGUGCGCCCUAAUGCUCCGCUGGACCUACUAGACUUGGACCUGGUAAAGCCAGGUACCCAAUGUGGACCUAGAAUGGUAUGCCAGGAUAGGCGCUGCCAGAAUGCUACCUUCCAGGAGCUAGAGCGCUGCCUGACUGCCUGCCACAGCCAUGGGGUUUGCAAUAGCAACUAUAACUGCCACUGUGCUGCCGGCUGGGCUCCACCCUACUGUGACAAGCCAGGCUUUGGUGGCAGCAUGGACAGUGGCCCGGUGAUGCCUGAAAACCAAGAUGCCUUCCUGUUGGCCAUGCUCCUCAGCUUCUUCUUGCCUCUGCUCCCGGGGGCUGGCCUGGCCUGGUGCUACUACCGCCUUCCAACCCUCUGUCACCAGAGAUUCCCCUGGGGCUGCAGGAGUGACUCCAUGCACAGUGGGCCCAUCCAUGGACCAUGCAGGGACCACUCCUUGGGCAAUGUUCAUGUCAUGGAGUUGAGCCCCACUGUCACUGGAGAGCCACAGUCCCUGGACCCUGAAAACUCCCAGGAGCCCACCAACCACCCUCAGAAGCUUGACCCCGGUAGACCUGUCUGAUCCCUGUCUGAGGUCAAGCCCAGAAGAUGAGAUCUCUGGGAGUGGGCCUCCUGGGGUGAGGUGACAAGACAGAGGACCACCAACAGCUACUCUGGGAACUCAGCUGAGCUCCUGAACCUUUGGCAGGUUGGAGGUUUCUUCUCCCAGUUGAGUUCCUCCCAACAUGCUUGCAGACCCCACAGCCUCAUCAGAAGUUCUUGAUGUUGAUAUCACCUAUCCUGAUCACACAAUGUCAGAAACAUAGGUGGAUAUGUUUGUGUCUUUCCAUAAUGCCGGAACUUAUUGAAUAACAAUAAAUUCACAACCCAUGUCAA